Molecule: messenger RNA, 1134 nt
Organism: Kwoniella botswanensis
Lineage: Eukaryota; Fungi; Basidiomycota; Tremellomycetes; Tremellales; Cryptococcaceae
Exons: 5
Coding region: 1-1134 (377 amino acids)
Source: RefSeq, a predicted model, not a curated record
AUGCCUAUCACACCUCAAGAGCUCGAUGCUAUCCCUAUAGGUUAUGCUACGCCGAGUUUGGGCUUGAACCCUGCCCAUAGCCUCGAGAUGAAAUUCCAAGCCAUGGCUCAAAACGGUUGGAAGAAUGUAGAAUUGGGUUUUGGGAAUUAUGUAGCAUGGGUAAGAAGUCAAGUCGAUCUACCCCCCUCGACUUGUCCCGAAGAAUGGAAAGUGGACGACGAACCUUCCCCUUCCGACCACGAGAUAUGGGAUGCCCUCUACUCGCAUGCACCUAAACUCAAAUUUUUGGCAGAAAAUCACGGAUUGAGAUUAUUGAUGUUACAGCCCUUGAACCAAUUUGACGGUUGGCCCGAGGGACAUGAGAGGGAUGAGUGGGUAAAGCAGAAAGCAAAAAAGUGGAUUGAAUUAUGUAAAAAACUAGGAGUGGAGUAUUUACAGGUCGGAGCGAACGACCAACCCGAUGCUUCGGGAGGCGACGACAAAACGGCCCAAGACCUAGCAUGGUUAGCGGAUAUAGCCCUACCUAUAAAGGUAGCUUAUGAACCUUGGUGUUUCUCACCGAGGUAUCCUACCUGGGAGCAGUGUUUGGAAAUAGUCAAGAAAGGAGAUCGACCAAAUCUUGGGAUCUGUCUCGACACCGCCCAAAUGGCCCUUUCUCCUACAUACGGCUACGAUCCCCUAUCCUCUACUCCUCCUUCCCCAUCGAACUUCGAAGAGUUAAUCAAAAGGAUCAAAGAUGUACCUAAAGAAUUGAUAUUCUAUUUGGAAAUUUCAGAUGUUCUCCCUCCAAAUCCUGCAUUGUUGGAUGGAAGUCCAUUUGACGAAUGGCAUAAAUCCCAAGCACCCAAUAAUCCUCCUAGAUCCUCUUGGGUACUUUGUGCGAGGGCUUUACCUUAUAUUGGGAGGAGUGCCGGUAAGGGAGUGCGAGACGAUAAGAAGGAUUUGGAUCUGGGAGUGGCGAGGGUUGGAGAAGUUACGAAAGCUGUUUUCAGUACGGGAUUUAGAGGUCCCGUCAUUUGGGAACCGUUCGAAGCGCUUGUUAUGGAAUCUGAAGAUAAGGACGUACCAGAAUUGUAUGCUCAUGCUGCGAAAAUAUCGAAAGAGAAAUUGUGGGAAGAAGUCCUGGGCAAGUGA